Messenger RNA from Guillardia theta CCMP2712, 844 nucleotides. RefSeq names its product 20S proteasome subunit alpha type 6. The record is from RefSeq and is a predicted model, not a curated record. The transcript is spliced from 3 exons. Gene Ontology annotation, biological process: ubiquitin-dependent protein catabolic process. Bases 16 to 774 code for a protein of 252 amino acids. NCBI's taxonomy places the organism in Eukaryota, Cryptophyceae, Pyrenomonadales, Geminigeraceae. Gene Ontology annotation, cellular component: nucleus; proteasome core complex, alpha-subunit complex; cytosol.
AGGUGUCGCGGGAUAAUGUCGCGGAACAGCUCGUCGGGGUAUGACAGGCUCAUCACUGUCUUCUCGCCUGAAGGAAGACUCUACCAGAUUGAGUAUGCUUUCAAGGCAGUGAAGGCAGCGGGUAUCACCACAGUGGGUGUUCGGGGAGCAGAUAGCGUUUGCAUUGUUACGCAGAAGAAAGUUGCGCAAGGACACUCACAGGAUAAGCUGUUGGAUCCUUCGUCAGUCACGCACAUGUACAGAGUUACAGAAACUAUAGGAUGCGUGCAGACUGGACACCAAGCGGAUGCUCGUGCUCAAAUUCAGCGUGUGCGCCAGGAAGCAGCGCAGUUCAGAUACAAGUAUGGAUACGACAUGCCUCCCGAGGUGUUGGCAAAGCGAGUUGCUGACAUGAACCAAGUCUACACGCAACAUGCUGGUAUGCGCCCAUAUGGUGUUACGAUGAUGCUAUGUGGAAUGGAUGAUGAGAAGGGUCCUCAGCUGUUCAUGUGCGAUCCCGCGGGCCAUUAUUUGGGGUACAAAGCAGUUGCAGCCGGUCAAAAGGAUCUUGAGGCCAAGAAUAUGUUGGAAAAGAAGUUGAAGAAUUCCCCUACGCUUUCAUAUGAUGAGACCAUUCAGAUGGCAAUUACAGUACUGCAAUCUGUCUUGUCAGCUGACUUCAAGUGCUCAGACAUUGAGGUUGGUGUGGUCAACAAGGACAACAAGGGAAGGUUCAGGCAGUUGGAUGAGGCAGAAAUCGAAAGGCAUCUUGUCGCAAUUAGUGAGAGGGAUUAAGCGAAACGUUUUUUGGUGAAGGCAGUUUGAUUGUCGAUGUACUUCUCAAUCUAAUGAAAGAUUUCUUCGG